Molecule: messenger RNA, 1500 nt
Organism: Klebsormidium nitens
Lineage: Eukaryota; Viridiplantae; Streptophyta; Klebsormidiophyceae; Klebsormidiales; Klebsormidiaceae
Source: the annotation of a GenBank genome assembly
GCUCUGCGGAAAGCCGAGUCAGUCACCAGGCUGGCCCGCCUCACCUCAGCGCAGCGGCAGACCGUAGACGCAGUGUUCACGUUGGAUGUGCGUUGAAACUUGGAACUUAUUAAAAGUUAAAGUGGACCUUGUGCCGCCACAAGCAAACUGCCCAUUGUUACCGGUAACCUACGAGCUCGGAGCUGGCUGUUUUCAGACUUUGCACCACAAGAAAAAAGACCCACAGGUUGUAUCAAUCAAGUGGCCUGUGCUCUCGCCAUGGCCGAGGGGUGCGGCUGCGAGAAGGACUCGUGCCAGAUCAGCAUCCAGAAUCCGCUUGCGGCGGUUGGCACUCAGGAGCCCCUUUACGAGGCGACCGAGCUGCGAACGGGGGCGGCCAAUCCCCACUGGUCCCGCCGGCUUAUACAACCAUGCUUGCCCCAAAAGGUGGUCGCAGAAAUGGUGGGAACUUUUGCGAUCGUCUUCGCAGGCUGUGGGGCAGUGGUGGUUAACGCCCGCUCCGACGGCGCGCUCGGUCACGUGGGCAUCGCCGCUACUUUUGGGCUCGUAGUCAUGGUUAUGAUCUAUGCAGUGGGCCACAUUUCGGGCGCCCACUUCAACCCCGCAGUCACGCUGGCGUUCGCGUGCGGGCGGCACUUCAGCUGGAAAAUGGUCCCUUUCUACUGGGCCGCCCAAUUCCUGUCUGCCACCGCCGGCGCAGCCUUGAUUCGCGGGAUUUUGGGCUCGGAAAAAGCGCUCGGGGCAACACUACCGAGCGGGACCGAUUGGGAGUCGCUCCUGCUAGAGUUCGUCCUCACGUUCUUCCUCAUGUUCGUGAUUGCCGCCGUUGCAACAGACACGAGGGCAGUCGGAACAAUGGCCGGAAUUGCGAUUGGCGGGACGGUUGCUCUGGAUGCCUUGUUCGGAGGCCCUGUCAGCGGCGCCUCGAUGAACCCAGCCAGGUCGCUGGGCCCUGCGCUCAUAGCUCUUGAGUUCCGGGGACUGUGGGUCUACUUCGUGGGCCCAGCCGCUGGUGCGGUGUCCGCUAUCUUUGUCUACAAGUUCGUGCACGGGCCAACGCAAGAAGUGGCACGAGGAGCGCACGGAUGCUGUGAAUGAAGGCUCUCGCUUCAGCCUAUAACCAAUCUCCAUCUUCCUCAGCGAGGCAGUUCACAUAUUGUCAGAGAUUUGAGAUCCGCAUCUUGUGGGUUUUUCUUUGGAGGAAACAAGACAGGAGGGUCUUUCUGACGCAUAGCUGCGGCUAGGAAAGCAGGGUGAAAGGGCCGCUACAGACGAGCUGAUUGAACUGAGCUCUUCAAGCAGAGUCGGCGUGCCAACGAUGCUGUGGGCAGAUUGCACUUUCAGUCGAAAUGACUGAGAGCUUCCUGCCCUGAGUCAAAGGACAAAGUCCAAGAUAUCAAAGCGGAACGCGGCAAGGUUCCUCUUUGAUAUGCACUUUCUGUACCAUAUUUAGGGACGGUGUUGAUUAUCUUGGUGCCCAAUUGCAUGGUCCCACCGGAC